Messenger RNA from Acaulospora morrowiae, 1278 nucleotides. NCBI's taxonomy places the organism in Eukaryota, Fungi, Glomeromycota, Glomeromycetes, Diversisporales, Acaulosporaceae. The record is from the annotation of a GenBank genome assembly.
AUGACAAAGACGCAAAACCAUAAUCACGAAAAGAAGGAGUCGGAAGAUGCCGCAUUCAUAGUGUCGGACGACCCUUCAGAAUUUGAUCCAGUUCAGGAAAUCGCAUUUCAAUUUGGCAUAGAUUUCAUCAAUCACUCGGAUUUCGAGGAUAUUCAACUCAUCAAGACGGAACCAAAGGUUGUGGUGAGUCGAGCGAUAUGGAAAGAACAAUCACGGCAAGUCGCUUUGAAACAAAUCCUUGGCGACAAUGAUGAAGAGGUCCAUAAGAAAUUAGAGACUGAGAUAAUGCGUGCUUUGCAAAAUUUGGAUCAUGACAACUUAAUGCAACUUUAUGGCGUUACCCAAGAUUACGAGUCAAAUAGUUGCAUGAUUGUAUUGCAAUUAGCCAAAAGCGGUAAUUUACGAGAAUACAUGACUGCGAAUCCCGAAUCACCAUGGAUUAAUAGACUACGAAUCGCGAGGGAUAUAGCACACGGGCUAAGGCGACUGCAUAAAGCUGGUGUGAUUCAUGGGGAUCUCCAUGCAAAAAACAUAUUUAUCGAUGACGGCAAGGCAUUCAUAAGAGCACCACGUAUGAUCGCAUACGAUGAUGAAUCAACGCCAAAUUACAACGAGUCACCAGAGGUAAUCCCCUACGUGGACCCUAGAUUGAUAGCCGACAUGGAUUUUCGACCAGAUCGAGGUUCCGACAUAUACAGUCUUGGUGUGGUAUUGUGGGAGAUAUCAAGUCAAAGACCACCCUUCGAGAACUCUGAAAAUCACGUGAGACUCACCGUCGACAUAUUGGCUAAAAAAAUACGUGAACAGCCCAUACCCAACACUCCAGAGGAUUAUGUAAAGCUGUAUGAGGACUGUUGGCAGCAUGACGCCGCGUCGAGACCAACGAUCGAUGAGGUCUGCGAUAAGUUGGAUGAAUUCCUGAAGGAUGAUCCACUCUCGUCCCACCUCAGAAAAAUCAGAUCGAUCGGAUCUGAUGAGGAAGAAUUUACGUUCGAAGAAGACCCUCUGCCGCAAUCGUUACCAAUCAAAACCGGAAACGGUCAUUCCCAGUUAUCAAACGGAAAUCGCGAAGUUAGAAAACAGAAUGGGUCUAUUCGUUCGGAAUCGAAUAACGAUAACAUGAUCAAGAAACAAACCAAACGAACUUCAAAAUUAUUCAAAACUUUCAAAUUAGAUGUCCAGAAGACGAAGUCUCGAUUGGCGCACGCCUGGUCAAGGAUGUCGUGCACUGGUCGCGGGCAUGUUCAUGACGACAGAGAAAACGAGAGAAAAAAAUGA